CCACCAACAGCUCGCCGAAAGGUGGCAACGCUCGCUAACAGACCGAGAGCGCCACUAACAAAACAAACAUUUUGCUAUUUCAUCGCGAGCGGGACUGUGUUGCGUCGUGUGAUCGCUCGAGCGGUUGUGGAAUCGGAUUCGAGCGGAAAACACCGUUCAUGCUGUGAGCGAAAAAGAGUGGUAGCGCUGACAGUGGCAAGUGUAGUUAAAUUCGUGAAUAAGUGAUUAAGAACAUAAGUGAAAAAUCCGAUAUUUGUCGUGCAAUUAUUUCCUCGAUUGGCAUUGAGUGGCUUCCAGUCGGGCACAUAUUGCACAAGAAAUGUUAUACGCAGAAUGUGCACGCAAAUUAAACAAAUUCUUUAUGAAAAUGUGACUAGAAUGUGAGUCAAACAAAACGAGUACAACGUUAAAUCCCAACUGGCUUUUGGGUGACAAAUCUUAUCAACACAGCAACAGAAAUACACAACAAUCUUGAUAGACUGAGAAAGGGACAAUUGGAAUACUUUUACUUAUUUUUAAAUGUUUUACGACACAAUGGAACUGCAUCAACGACACCUCUCAAACUUUUACAAAUUGCACAACUGAGAAAUAGUCUUUGAUAAAUAAAAUAGUCUUUGACUAAAUAAAUAAAAUAUAAGAAAUCGGUAAUUAAACAAGAUGCCAAACAUGUCCAGCAUCAAAGCGGAACAGCAAAGUGGUCCUAUUGGAGGAAGCAGCGGCUAUCAAAUACCGGUCAACAUGUGCACCACCACAGUCGCGAGUACGACGACCACUUUGGGAAGCUCCGCCGGAGGAGCCGGAGCCACUGGCUCCCGGCACAACGUGUCCGUGACAAACAUCAAGUGCGAACUAGACGAACUACCGUCACCCAACGGAAACAUGGUGCCGGUUAUCGCAAACUACGUUCACGGUAGCUUGCGCAUUCCACUCAGUGGACAAUCAAAUCAUAGGGAGUCCGACUCGGAGGAGGAGCUGGCGAGUAUUGAGAACUUGAAGGUUCGGCGAAGGACGGCGGCGGACAAAAAUGGUCCUCGUCCAAUGUCCUGGGAGGGCGAGCUGAGCGAUACUGAGGUCAACGGGGGCGAAGAGCUGAUGGAAAUGGAGCCCACAAUUAAGAGUGAGGCGGUCCCUGCUGUUGCACCCCCACAACCCGACUGCGCACUACAACCGAUAAAAACCGAGCUAGAGAACAUUGCAGGCGAGAUGCAGAUUCAAGGAAAGUGUUACCCCCAGUCCAACACACAACAUCACGCUGCCACAAAAUUAAAAUUGGCCCCGACUCAAAGUGAUCCGAUCAAUCUCAAGUUCGAACCGCCUCUGGGAGACAAUUCGCCACUACUGGCUGCACGUAGCAAGUCCAGCAGUGGAGGCCACCUACCACUGCCCACGAAUCCCAGUCCCGACUCCGCCAUACAUUCCGUCUACACGCACAGCUCCCCCUCGCAGUCGCCUCUGACGUCGCGCCACGCCCCCUACACUCCGUCUCUGAGCCGCAACAACAGCGACGCCUCGCACAGUAGCUGCUACAGCUAUAGCUCCGAAUUCAGUCCCACGCACUCGCCCAUUCAAGCGCGUCAUGCCCCACCCGCCGGCACGCUCUAUGGGAACCACCAUGGUCUUUACCGCCAGAUGAAGGUGGAAGCCGCAUCCACUGCGCCGUCCAGUGUGCAGGAGGCGCAGAACCUGAGUAUGGACUCUAGCAAUCUGGAUACAGUGGGCUUAGGAUCUUCGCACCCCGCAUCUCCGGCGGGCAUAUCACGUCAGCAGUUGAUCAACUCGCCCUGCCCCAUCUGCGGUGACAAGAUCAGCGGAUUUCAUUACGGGAUUUUCUCCUGCGAGUCUUGCAAGGGCUUCUUCAAGCGCACCGUGCAAAACCGCAAGAACUACGUGUGCGUCCGUGGUGGACCAUGUCAGGUCAGCAUCUCCACGCGCAAGAAAUGUCCCGCCUGCCGCUUCGAGAAGUGUCUGCAGAAGGGAAUGAAACUAGAAGCGAUUCGGGAGGAUCGAACCCGUGGCGGCCGCUCCACAUACCAGUGCUCCUACACGCUGCCCAACUCAAUGCUCAGUCCGCUGCUUAGUCCUGAUCAAGCGGCAGCAGCUGCCGCCGCAGCAGCAGUGGCAAGUCAGCAGCAACCGCACCAGCGACUACAUCAACUAAAUGGCUUUGGAGGUGUACCCAUUCCCUGCUCUUCCUCUCUUCCAGCCAGCCCUAAUUUGGGAGAAACAUCGGUCAAGUCGGAAGAGAUGGGGGAGACGGGCAAGCAAAGCCUCCGAACCGGAAGCGUACCACCACUACUGCAGGAAAUCAUGGAUGUAGAGCAUCUGUGGCAGUAUACCGAUGCAGAGCUGGCCCGCAUCAACCAACCAUUGUCCGCAUUCGCCUCUGGCAGCUCUUCUUCGUCAUCAUCGUCAGCCACAUCCUCAGGCGCCCAUGCACAACUUACCAAUCCACUACUGGCUAGUGCUGGUCUCUCGUCCAAUGGCGAGAAUGCCAAUCCUGAUCUAAUCGCUCAUCUCUGCAACGUGGCUGAUCACCGUCUUUAUAAGAUCGUCAAAUGGUGCAAGAGCUUGCCGCUUUUUAAGAACAUUUCGAUCGAUGACCAAAUCUGCUUGCUCAUUAACUCGUGGUGCGAGCUGUUGCUCUUCUCCUGCUGUUUUAGAUCAAUUGAUACUCCUGGAGAGAUUAAAAUGUCACAAGGCAGGAAGAUAACCCUAUCGCAGGCCAAAUCAAAUGGCUUGCAGACUUGCAUUGAACGGAUGCUCAACCUAACAGAUCACCUAAGGCGAUUGCGCGUUGAUCGCUACGAAUAUGUUGCCAUGAAAGUUAUUGUCCUGUUGCAGUCAGAUACGACAGAGUUACAGGAGGCGGUAAAGGUGCGCGAGUGUCAGGAAAAAGCAUUACAGAGCUUGCAAGCUUACACCCUGGCACAUUAUCCCGACACGCCGUCAAAGUUUGGGGAGCUUUUGCUACGCAUCCCUGAUUUGCAGAGAACGUGCCAGCUUGGCAAGGAGAUGUUGACGAUCAAGACUCGCGAUGGAGCUGAUUUCAAUUUGCUAAUGGAGCUUUUGCGCGGAGAGCAUUGACAAUUGAUGACUAAGACGGAAAUCUUUUACCAUUGGCAAAACAAGUUUUACAUAUUUAGUAUUAGAUAUAUAUAUAUUCUAGAGAUAAGAUCCUUAUUGUAAGUUCUGAAAUCAUGUGCCUAAAAACCAAAGCCACGAUAGCAGUCACAUCAGGCCCACUGGUCGAGAUUAAAUCCAAGAGCAAGAUUGCCAAAUUUUUACACCAAUAUAUAUUUUGAUAUGAGCCAUGUGCAGAGCCACAGAUCGCUGUUGUUGUCGGCUAAAGUUUCAGUAAGAAAAGUAUAUAUUGAUUUUGCUAUUUAUACAUAUUUGACUUAUGUAUAGUGUUAACUAAAGCACACAUGGAAAAUGAAAAGACUAAACAAAUUUAUUUAAAAAUUACUUUUACUAUUAUAGAAGGGGAAAAAUAAAAAUCACAAAGGCAGAGAAGAAAAUUUAGUUACAACAGGUAGCACCAUUAUUAUAUUUUCUUAUAUAAGAAAAUAUUUAAUGUAUUUUAAAUAAAAAGCUGAAUUGGGUUGAGGAAGAGCUACUAAAAUUUUUGAUAAUAUAUCUAUAUAUUCAUUAUUAGAAGACGAAUGAAUGUAUCCAAUGUUUAAAUGUUGUAGCGUUUAGUUUUAGUGCAAUUUCACACAUGUCUACAUACAUGAAUAUUCAGCGAGAUAUGUCUCCAAACUAUUAUAAAGCAAAAGACCACUCGAAAUCGCCAUCACUGGUUGGCUAAGACUAUUCCAGUUAUGCUGUUUGUUGCAUAAAAAACCACAACUACAUACAUCAAUUAAAUGUAUAAUUUUAUAUUGGAGUUUUAAAUUUGUAUUAAUUUCUUCCUUAUUAUUACGAUUAUUAUUAUUACGAAUUUUAUGAUUAUUAUGUAACACUGACUUAAAUAGCUGAAGAAAAUCCUGCAACAGGAUUUAAAACACCUGAAUACACAAAACAUUAUAACAUGAAUACUUUUUGCUUAUAGCCUAGUUAGUUUGAUAUGUCCUUUGCAUAUGUAUGCAUAUGUCUAUAUGUGAGUACGUACUAUAAAAAUGCCUGUCCCACCAGAAAAAUCACACGCAAUAAAAAAUUCCAAAAUACUAAACUCGUAUCUACAAAGAAAGAUUAAAAGACAAAUUAAUGAAUAAAAAUAAGUUGUCGGAACAUAUUUUCAACACAUCGUUUAUGGAUAUGCUUUGCUAACACUUUCAGUUUAAAAAUCAUUUUCUGUUAAACUUUCUAUAUAAUAAGUUCUCCAUCCGAUUUUGUAUUAACAAUUUGUUUCUUUACUUUUCCUUUAUCAUUUGUAUCUAUGAAACAUGAGGAUCUCAGUUCAUAUUGAUCGUGUUCUUCUACCGUACACCGCUUCUGUCCGUUAAUGUAAACCAUAAGUAUAAAUGAAAUUAGUUAAAUGUUAAUUUAUAAAUAAAGCGCUAAAAUAAAUUUCGAUACAUUUACCAUAGUUAACUGAUUAAGACCACUAAAAUCAAAAAUAUUUUUUUACUAAGCAAAGCACACGGAAACAAUUUAUAAUUUGUUUUACGUUAACAGCAAACUCAUUUUUUGUAAUUCUGUAUGAAUACACAAAGUGACUCAAUUUUUCCUCUGGUGCAUUGCUUAAAUAGUUAAAGUAAAUGAAUAAACCAAUAGCGCAAUAUUUAAUGUGAAACAGUUUUCCUUUAGUGUGAUGUUUGCUCUAGCUACGUACAAAUUCAUCAUUUAUUAAAUUUAAAACUUCAUUUUCCUUUUUAAUAAAUUUAAUAAGUAAAAUUCAACAAUAAUUGAUAUACAAUUGAAUUAAAUUGUCCAUGCAAUAUUUUGUAAUAAAAAUGCGAAAAAUCAA
Molecule: messenger RNA, 4909 nt
Organism: Drosophila simulans
Lineage: Eukaryota; Metazoa; Arthropoda; Insecta; Diptera; Drosophilidae
Gene: Hr39
Product: nuclear hormone receptor FTZ-F1 beta
Exons: 8
Coding region: 658-3084 (808 amino acids)
Biological process (GO): tissue development; regulation of transcription by RNA polymerase II; hormone-mediated signaling pathway
Cellular component (GO): RNA polymerase II transcription regulator complex
Molecular function (GO): nuclear receptor activity; RNA polymerase II cis-regulatory region sequence-specific DNA binding; zinc ion binding
Source: RefSeq, a predicted model, not a curated record